This is a messenger RNA of Penicillium brevicompactum, 2640 nucleotides long. RefSeq lists its product as uncharacterized. Gene Ontology annotation, cellular component: endoplasmic reticulum membrane. The transcript has 7 exons. Bases 1 to 2640 code for a protein of 879 amino acids. Lineage: Eukaryota; Fungi; Ascomycota; Eurotiomycetes; Eurotiales; Aspergillaceae. The record is from RefSeq and is a predicted model, not a curated record. Gene Ontology annotation, molecular function: enzyme regulator activity; oxidoreductase activity. Gene Ontology annotation, biological process: intracellular calcium ion homeostasis.
AUGCCUCUUGUCGUACAAAACUUGCAGCCCAGGGUGAUCCUUGGGACAAUGACCUUUGGUCCCGAUGAGUCCAAGGGCGCCCGAAUCACCUCUCUCGAUGAAUACAACAAAUGUCUUGAUUACUUCCAGCAGCAGGGGUUUAAUGAAAUCGACACUGCCCGUAUCUAUGUUGGUGGACAGCAAGAGGCAUUCACCGCGAAGGCAAACUGGAAGUCACGCGGCCUGACCCUGGCCACCAAAUGGUAUCCUCACGAAGCCGGUGGCCACAAACCCGACGUUAUCCGCGAGAAGUUGGAGCUUUCGCUCAAGGAGUUGCAAACCGACACUGUCGAUAUUUUCUACCUGCAUGCACCAGAUCGUGGCACUCCGUUUGCCGAGACUCUUGAGGCUGUGAACCAAUUACACAAAGAGGGCAAAUUCGUACAGUUUGGUCUCAGUAACUUCACUGCCUUUGAGGUAGCAGAGAUUUGUAUUCUCUGCGCUGAAAGGGGCUGGGUUCGUCCAACGAUCUUCCAAGCUAUGUACAACGCUAUUACACGCAAUAUUGAGACUGAACUUGUCCCGGCCUGCCACAGGUACGGUCUUGAUAUUGUUAUUUACAAUCCCCUUGCCGGUGGACUUUUCUCUGGCAAAUACAAGUCACAGGAUGUUCCCGCGGAAGGCAGGUACAGUGAUGCAGGCUCCACCGGUCCCAACUACCGAAAGCGUUAUUUCAGAGAUGCUACCUUUGAGGCCCUGAGUAUCAUUGAGCCUGUUGCUGCAAAGCACGGUCUCACCUUGCUGGAGACAGCCCUGCGUUGGGUUCGCCAUCAUUCAGCCCUGCGAAUGGACAACGGUGGUCGUGAUGGCGUUCUGGUUGGAGUUAGCAGCUUCGGUCAGCUUGAGACUAAUCUCGCUGACCUGCAGAAGGGCCCUCUUCCGGAAGAGGUCGUCCAGGCGCUUGACCAAGCCUGGUUGGUUGCCAAGUCCAACUCUCCCAACUAUUGGCAUUUGGAUUUGAACUACACCUAUGAUACCCAAAAGGCCGUGUUCGGACCUAAGGCUCGCAACUCUCGCCGCUCUCGACCCUGCCUAUUCGUCCCAAGCGGCUUCAGAAUCGCAUAUUCGUGUCCUCCCAACGGUGUGGUUCAAUUGUCGCUAUAUCAGCCGGAUGACUGGCAUCUCAACAGCGCCCUCCUUUUCCUAACGACCUUGGCCCACACAGCCACGCAUACUCUCACCGACGACGUUGUGGCUUCCGAUAGCGUUGAGCUUGCAGAGCCGCGGGUGAUCUCGACCCCGGACCCAGUCCACGAUUAUCCAGACUCGGACGACGAUAUGGCCGUCAACCGCCCCCCAUUGCACCGCCCAACGGAUGGCCGCUCCCAACAGCCUCUCCUCACAGAAGACCACCAUCGCCGGUCACGAUCCAGCUUUGGAAAUGCCGACACAGAAGCCCGCCCCAUGCUACACCACACUAGGCGACCGACAAUUCGGAGUAAAAGCCCGGAACAUGAUGCCGCCCAGGCAACCAAGAAAAAGUACAUGGUCGCAUCGGGGUUCCUCGUUCUAAGCCUUAUUAGCUUUGUGGUACAAACGGAGACAGCCUCAUAUAUCCAAAAUGAGCUCGGAUGGAAGAAGCCGUAUUGCAUGCUCUAUAUGACCCACGGUUCCUGGUCUCUUCUAUGGGUGGUUCAGCUCGGCAUCCUUCGGUUACAGAAACGGUCGCUCUCGUGGGAUGCUUUCUGGCGUCGUCAUGUCUCGCUCGUCCGCACCACCGCGCAGAUGGUCGCAUCUCAAGAAGUCCAUCUGAGUACCCGCGCGUCGAAUCGCUCGCCUAUCCGCUACAUGGCCAAGACAACCGCCUUUGUAACCAGCGCACUUACCAUUGCGGGAGGAUCAUGGUAUGUGGCGGUCAAUAUGACCACAGCCAGUGAUCUGACCGCAAUCUACAAUUGUUCUGCCUUUUUCGCGUACGCAUUCUCCAUUCCACUCUUGAAUGAGAAGCUGCGAUUCGACAAGGUGUUCUCUGUAGCUGUGGCCACUAUCGGUGUGAUGGUGGUUGCGUAUGGAGAUCGACCCGAGAAGAAGGCCUCCAAGGGAGGCGAGCCGGAUAACAGCGUGCAGAACAGAUUGCUGGGAAACAUCGUCAUUGGCAUCGGAAGUAUUCUCUACGGUCUGUACGAAGUGCUUUACAAGCGCUUUGCUUGCCCUCCAGAAGGCACCAGCCCCGGUCGGGGUACUAUCUUUGCCAACACUUUCGGCAGUCUCAUUGGGUGUUUCACCUUGUUGGUUCUGUGGAUCCCAAUUCCGUUGCUGCAUUGGUUGGGAUGGGAGACAUUUGAGUGGCCAACGGGCGAGGCGGCGUGGAUGUUGAUCAUCUCGGUCGCGGCCAAUGCCACAUUUUCCGGCUCCUUCCUUGUGCUCAUCUCUCUCACCUCACCCGUUCUUUCAUCCGUAGCGGCCCUCCUUACCAUUUUCCUUGUCGCCCUUGUGGACUGGUUCCGCACCGGGGAGCCGCUUUCUAUGGCAUCUAUCAUCGGAGGUAUACUGAUCAUGGUGGCGUUUUUCAUGCUGAGCUUCAGCACAUACAGGGAGCUGAAUGAGGAGCGGAAGAAGCAUCUAGAGAACGACCAAGUCGAGUCUGAUAGCGACGAUUAG